Dovyalis caffra is the source of this 267-nucleotide messenger RNA. The record is from the annotation of a GenBank genome assembly. Lineage: Eukaryota; Viridiplantae; Streptophyta; Magnoliopsida; Malpighiales; Salicaceae.
AUGCACAGACCAUCUGAGACGGGUUGGAUGAAAACCCACGACCUGCAUAUGGCUCAUGCCCUCCUACUUGAAGCUGUGUACAGGCUACAGAGGGACUGUACGUUCAGGGCCUCGUACGGGCCUGUGGUGCGCGGGACGACAUCUUCGAGUUACAAUGACCUGGUUGCAAAAGAGAGAGGUGCAAGAACUCAAGAGUCGAGACCUCUCAAGAAGAAAAAGGGAUGUGAGCGUCAAUCAUGCAACGCACUGUCAACUUUAUACAAGUAG